AUGUCAACUUCACCAACUCGUAGUCAAUCAGAAACAUUCUCUGAACCAUCGGCUAUUCCAACAUCAGUAUCAAUGUCUGAAUAUCCUGAUCGUCCUCUUCUAUUUAAAACUGAUGAUGAAACAAGUUCGAUGAUAUCACAUGUUGAUGAAAACAACGAAAAUGAAGCUGUUGCACCAUUGGUUUCUUCAAUUGUCGGAGAUCAAACUGAUCAUAAAACAACAAACUUAGAAACAUUAAUGCAUUUAAUAAAAGGCAAUAUUGGUGCCGGUAUUCUUGCUUUUCCUUAUGCAUUAUCAAAGGCUGGAAUACUUUUUGGACCUAUUGCUUUUUGGAUUAUGGGUGCAAUGACACUUUAUUGUAUGAAUCAACUUCUUCGAUGUCAUGAUCAUUAUCGAUAUCUUACAUCACGAGAAAAAUGUGAUUUUGGCGAUAUUAUGCGAUAUACAUUAGCAACUUGUCGUUGGAAAUGGGUACAUCGUUAUGCAAAAUUGGGAAAAUUUGUUAUUGAUGGUUUUAUUGUAAUAACACAACUUGGCUUUUGUUGCGUCUACUUUGUAUUUGUGCCAGCUAGUAUCAAACAAGUAAUGAUUGUUGGUGGAGCUUUAAUUGUAGUCUUGUAA
Messenger RNA from Rotaria sp. Silwood2, 621 nucleotides. The record is from the annotation of a GenBank genome assembly. NCBI's taxonomy places the organism in Eukaryota, Metazoa, Rotifera, Eurotatoria, Philodinida, Philodinidae.